Messenger RNA from Oppiella nova, 1428 nucleotides. Lineage: Eukaryota; Metazoa; Arthropoda; Arachnida; Sarcoptiformes; Oppiidae. The record is from the annotation of a GenBank genome assembly.
AUGAGCGAUGGUUUGGAUCCGUGUGUGGAGACGACCCUCAGAGGGCACCGACAGUCGAUUAACUGGCUUUCCUUCUCGAGUGAUGGCAAACAACUGGUCUCCGGUUCGGACGACAAUCACGUGAUGUUGUGGUCUCUGGACGACAAGCAGUCCAUCUGUUACCGACUGGUGGGCCACUCGAGUGCCGUCCUAUCGGUGGUCUUCACCGCAGACUAUCUGUUGUCGUCUUCGAAGGACUGUUCGGUGCGCUUAUGGCGUAUGAAUCGGAUUAACGGGAGAUUCCCGGAGAACGAGUCCGUCGUCUAUCGCUGCCACUCGUCGUCCAUCCGUUGUGUGGACGCCAACGCAGACGCCAAUCAGUUCUGUACGGGAAGUGACGACAAGACUGUCAAGAUCUGGUCGCCCGUCGCCACCAAUAAGUUCAUCGCCAGUCUGUCGGGAGUGCACACCAAUUGGGUCCGGCAUUCAAAGUACUCGCGACUCAAUCCACAUCUGAUCGCCUCUUGUGGUGACGACGGAUUGAUUGCCGUUUGGGACAUACGGACCAAAGAGGCCGUCAUUCAGUUGACAUCCCGACGCAAAUCAACUCAUUUUAUUUCACUCCAAUGGCACCCAAACUGUGAACAUAUCAUCUCAUCUUCGAGUGCCGACACAUCCAUCAGAAUCUGGGACUUAAGGAAGGAGAAGAUGAUUCAAUACUAUGCCGCACAUACCGGUGCCGUCAACGCCACGGACUUCCACCCGUCUGGCAAUUAUCUGAUUAGCGCCUCAUCUGAUGAGACGUCAAAGAUAUUUGAUUUACUGGAAGGCAGGGGUCUCUUCACUCUGAAGGCACACAACGGCGCUGUCAACACCUGUGCGUUCACUCCCGAUGGCCAGUACUUCGCCACCGCUGGCUUUGAUAAGCAGAUCAUGAUAUGGAAGAGUAAUCUCAUGAAUGGCGUCGAUCGCAGUGAAGACAUCCUUGAGUUGGACGAACACAUCAACGAACCAUUCGAUGCAUACUAUCAUCAAAGAGAUCAUCAAAGAGAACCGAUUCGGCCGACGAGCCAUUCAACGCCUCAAUCCUGUAAAUCAAACAAAAUUCAAACACCGGUUAUGAAUGCCAUGAAUGGCUUAAAAAUUCCUCUCAAGUCAGCUCUUCGACGGUCCAGUUCUGAAGAGAUUAAGUCAACGACUACUCCAAAGCACACGACUCCCAAACACACCAAUCAUUGGCGCGAAAGAGUCGGUUCCAGAGAUCGCAUCGAUAACAGUGGAGACCAUUUGAAUUCAGCCAACACUGAGUCCAUUACUCAGGCUUUUAUCAAUCAACUGAAGACUCUAACGGACAGUGUUUUGCUAAUUGAAGAGCGAUUGUCAACACUGGAGAAUAAGUUUGAGUCUCACUGCACCGCACAGUCAGCCCACGGCUCCAACAGUGGAUGA